AUGGGUACCCUUCUCAUCAACAAAAUCCAGGAGUACCCAGACAGGAUCAUGAAAAUGUUCACUGUGGUGCCCUCACCCAAGGUGUCAGAUAUGGUGGUGGGGCCCUAUAAUGCCACCCUCUCCAUCCACCAGCUCAUAGGAAACGCAAACAAGACCUGCUGCAUCGAUAAUGAAGGUGACAUCUGCUUCAGAACCCUAAUGGUGCUAUGCCCCCACGGUGACCUGAACCAUCUGGUGUCUGCCACCAUGAGCGUAGUAACUACCUACCUGUGUUUCCCAGGCCAGCUCAAUCCUGAUCUGCAGAAGCUGGCCGUAAAUAUGGUCCCAUUCCCACAAUGGCACAUUUUCAUGCCCAGCUUUGCCCCGCUGACCAGCCAGGUAAGCCAGCAGUCCCGGCCCCUGACAGUGCCUGAGUUCAUCCUGCAGAUGUUGGAUGCCAAGAACAUGAGAGCCUGUGACCCCCUCCAUGGCCGCUACCUGAUGAUGGCCACCAUGUUCAGGGGCUGCACGUGCAUGAAGAAGGUGGAUGCAAUGCUUAAUGUCCAAAACUAGAACAGCAGCUACUUUGUUGAGUGGACCCCCAACAAUGAGAAAAUGGCUGUCUCUGACUUCCCACCCCAAGGGCUAAAAACAUCUGCCACCUUCAUUGGCGACAGCAGGACCAUCCAGGAGCUGUGCUAGUGCAUCUUGGAGCAGUUCACAGCCAUGUUUCUGCACAAGACCUUCCUGCACUGCUACAUGGGUGAGGGCCUGGGUGAGAUGGAGUUCACCAAGACCAAGAGCAACAUGAAUGACCUGGUGUUCAAAUACCAACAGUACUAGAACGCCACGAUUGAGGAGGGUGAAUUCGAGGAGGAGGUGGCCUAG
This is a messenger RNA of Callithrix jacchus (white-tufted-ear marmoset), 867 nucleotides long. RefSeq names its product tubulin beta 8 class VIII (gene TUBB8). Gene Ontology annotation, biological process: microtubule-based process. Gene Ontology annotation, cellular component: microtubule. Gene Ontology annotation, molecular function: GTP binding; GTPase activity; structural constituent of cytoskeleton. The record is from RefSeq and is a predicted model, not a curated record. Lineage: Eukaryota; Metazoa; Chordata; Mammalia; Primates; Cebidae.